Molecule: messenger RNA, 1527 nt
Organism: Eublepharis macularius
Lineage: Eukaryota; Metazoa; Chordata; Lepidosauria; Squamata; Eublepharidae
Gene: LARP6
Product: La ribonucleoprotein 6, translational regulator
Exons: 3
Coding region: 322-1431 (369 amino acids)
Cellular component (GO): nucleus
Molecular function (GO): mRNA binding
Source: RefSeq, a predicted model, not a curated record
ACGGAGACGGCGCUGGCGCUGGCGGCGGGCCCGGUGGAGAUCCGCGUGGCGGCGGCAGAGGAGGACGAGGAGGAGGCGGCGCGGCGGCGGGGGUGCCUGAGCCCCGGUUCGUUGGGCGGCGGCAGCUGCAGCGAGGACGAUUCCGGCCGAGGCUGCGAGAAGUCCAGCGGUGGUGAAAAUGAUGGAGAAGAUUUUGAGCACAAGUGGAAACAGCCUGACCGCGACCUGAUCUUUCAACUGGUGGCCCAGAUUGAAUAUUACUUCUCAGAUGAAAACCUCGAGAAAGACGCCUUCCUUCUGAAGCACGUCCGGAGAAACAAAAUGGGCUACGUCAGCGUAAAGCUCCUGACGUCUUUCAAAAAGGUAAAGCAGCUGACACGUGACUGGAGAACUACGGCGUACGCCCUGAAAUACUCAGAGGUCCUAGAGCUGAACGAAGACAGCAGAAAAGUUCGAAGGACCACUCCAGUUCCGGUAUUUCCUAGUGAGAAUCUCCCCAGCAAGAUGUUGCUCAUUUAUGACAUCCCCCUGGUUUCUGAUCUCCACCCGGAGGAUGAAAAACAGGAGAACGGAUGCGUUCAGGAGAAGAUGAUGGAGAAUCUUCUUAAAGCUUUCGUUAAGUUUGGGGUCAUCUCCUCCGUUCGCAUCCUCAAGCCUGGUAGGGAUCUUCCACCGGAUAUCAAGAGGUUCAGCAGCCGAUACAGCCAAGUCGGAACCAAGGAAUGCGCCAUCGUAGAGUUCGAAGAGGUGGACGCUGCCAUCAAAGCUCAUGAGUCGAUGUGCAUUACGGACAAUGAAACGGACAUGAAGGUUGUCCUCAUUGGUGUGAAGCCACCGAAGAAGAAAGUUCUGAAAGACAAGAACCGCGAGGAAGACCCCAGCAAGGGUCUGAACAAAACACGAUCGAUGAACAAGAGAGUGGAGGAACUUCAGUACGUCGGAGACGAGUCUUCUGCCAACAGCUCCUCUGAGCCAGAGAGCAAUCCAACAUCUCCCAUGUCAGGUCGCAAAGUGAAUGCCUCAAAUAAGUUGAGCCCCACCACGUACCAGAACAAUCACCUCAGCCCUAACGUCUCCCCGAGGUCCAGUCCUUGGAACAGCCCUUCCUCAUUGCGAAAAGUUCCCAAGAUGUCUCCGCUGGCUGAAGACGGCAGGCUUAGCCUCAGCACCAGUCCCGAAAUGCUGAGGAGAUGCGCAGAUGAUUCGUCGGACAGCAGCGUCACUCCUUCGAGUAGUCCAUGGGUUCAAAGGAGGCGACAAGCUCAGACUGUGACUCAAGAGAAAAGUCCAGUGGGGAGCCCAAUGCUCAGCCCAAAAAUUCAGAAUGCAGACGGAUUGCCCGUUGGGGUCUUGCGUUUCCCAAGAGGCCCAGAUGGGACAAAGGGAUUCCAUAACGGGUACGAGAGGAAUAACCUCACCAAGGACAAAUAGGUUUUGUGCAAUGUUGUUGUUGUUUUUAAUUUCCAGUCGGAUUACUCCAUUGUUGAACCUACUCAAGACUUGACCAAGGCAGUAUUUCUUUUUUUU